GCCGCCGUUUACCCUGGCCAUUGACUGAGAAACCCAACGUUCCUACCUGCUCCCUCCGCAGGAAUGUGUUCCAGAGAGAGGAACACAUUGUCCUUUAAACCUUACAUAACAUGCCACCGGCUGCAAAGUUAUUUUGAUGCCGUACAUAAUGAAAUGUGGUACACUAACGAGCAUAAAGAGCAGUUUUAAUCAGUGUCUACUACCUGCUAUUGCAUGUGGUUUAGAAUCGUGGGAAUAAAAAAAUAUACGGAACAAAAACAAACGCUUAAAAGUAUUUGUUGGAUUUGAGAACAUGCUCAGGCCUAAUGCUGUAAUUCAAAUUGUUAAUAGUCGGCUUGGGCAGAAGUUGCUCCUAAAAGGAAUGAUGGCAGAUGGUCAUAAAGAGUGCAAAGUAGCAGCAAAAGGGAUGGGAUGUGUUCAAGAGGAUGCCCACUGAGGAGAUGGAGCAAUGAAAUCAGGUGAUUAAAAUAUAUAUACUGUAGUAAGAUCAUGCGUGAUGGACACAGAAUGGGGAGGCCUUUGUCCAGUAGUUGAUUGGCCUUGGCAGAUGAGGACCAAAUCACCUGAUUGUGCCUGAUCUCAUCAGAUCUCAAAAAGCUAAGCAGGGGGGUUCAACCUGUCGAGGUGUUUGGAUGGGCGACCACCUUGCAUAACAGGUGUUACAGGCCAUGGGCUUACUUUUGUUUGUGCAGCAACAUUUAGUGGUGCAGAAAGGUUCACCGUUGUACUUUCAUUCGGUGUGUUCCCACAUCUAUGCUUUCGAUCUACAUGAAUCUGCGUUGACCAGCGAGGUGAAGUAUGGUCAAAUAAUCCCUGCAACCACCACGUCGAGAAGAGGCAUUCGUCCAACAGUGGAUUUACAAUGUCCAGGACAUGAGGGAUCAUGGACCAUUGCCAUGGUCCAGAUUUACCAAAAAAAAGUCGUUCUGCAAUUACAUGUCAUACAAUGCCAUUGGAUGUUUUAUUUUAUAUACUGUCAUUAUUUAUGACAUAGUAAUUAUAACGCUGACCAGCAUUGUAAAGUGAAUAAACAAAAGGAAUCAUCCAGCAGUAGAGUGACUAAGCCAUAUCUACAACUGUGGCAUUACCGACACUUCUGUAAGGGUAAAAACAAAGUUGAUAUCACACCGACAAACAACAAAAUGACCUUUAUUUCCUGGCCCUAUAAAAGUCUGGGUUAAUAUAUUGCAAGGGGAAGUUGUGACAUCCCCUCUUUCGGGUGAUGCACAGAGAGUGUGGCUUAUAAAGGCACCUGGCUGCACUCCCCAGACUGGAGCGUGUCACCAGGACCUCAUGGCAUACACAGCCAGAACACACAAGAUACUGCAAAAAAAAAACGUCAGUUAGGUGUGACAUUUCAUUGAUUGAUAUUCUGCUCACACUGCUUAGCUCGCUACUCCCUCGCCCGUUGUUUCGGUAUCUCCGUCGAUUUGACCGAAGCGGCCGAUGGUGUUUUACCCUAAUAACCGCACAGCGUAACAACACCACCUACACAAUCUAAAAGCUCGUUCCGCACGCAUGACUCAGACGGGCCUCGAGUUUACAUCGUCACACUCCACGACGGAGCAGAUUUAUUCCUCAUUCUCAUUCUUACCACGCACAGCUCCAUCCAGUUCGCCUUCACGUGUCUAUCCAGCUUGAGAUAUCCACCCUGAACUCAAGAAGCUUGUUAACCCCCCUAACACAACGAAACCUUCAUUCGUCGCCGGGUUAAAGUUUGCGUAGUUACUCCCACCUCUUUCCAAGUCGUCUGUCUUGCCAGCGUGGAAUAGGAGGCGCAAAUACUCCCCUUUAACUCGCGGAAGCCCUUCUUCCACAAGCAGUGGUGUGAACAAACAAAAUCGCACGGCUGCACCGUGAAGUUUAAUUCGUGAUCACAGUGACGGCACACACACUAUACCGAUACAAAACCCGUGCAAGUAAGCACAGCCGUGUAUAGCCAUGGGUCUCGGCUUGGGGAAGGCGAUAAAGUCCGUGCUGGGCAAGGACUUUGACCUGGAAAUCUUCCGCCUGGAGCCACCGGGGGAGCGGACGAUGCCCCCUCAGCUGGCCUUCCUGCUGUCCCAACCUGCCGCGCCACGUGGACUGCAGGUCCAGCACGGCUUCAGCAGCACGGACCUCUCCCCGUCCAUGUCCCUCAAGGAGGGCGACGCGCUCACCGUGCACCGCAGGCCGAUGCGCGACACGACCGACGCGGCGCGCGGACGGACCGCCUACCGUCGCGGCGUGCACACUUGGGAGAUCACCUGGCCGACCGAGCAGAGGGGCACUCACGCCGCGGUCGGCGUUGCCACGUCGGACGCUCCCCUCGAGGCCACGGGCUACGUGGCCCUGGUCGGCCGGGGACGCGAGUCCUGGGGUUGGGACCUGGGGCGCUGCAAGGCGUACCACGGAGCCGUCGACUCUCCGGGCCGGCCCUACCCGGCUCACCUGCUGCCCUGCGAGAGCUUCCACGUGCCCGAGCGUCUGGUGAUGGCGUUGGACAUGGAGGAGGGCACGCUGAGCUUCGUGGUGGACGGGGAGUACCUGGGAGUGGCGUUUUCCGGGCUACGCGGCAAGACGCUCUAUCCGGCGGUGAGCGCCGUGUGGGGCAACUGCGAGAUCAAGAUGCGCUACAUCAAUGGGAUUGAGCCUGGGCCCUUACCACUGGAUGAGCUGUGCCGACGCUCGAUAAGAAAUUGUCUUGGAAAUGACCGUCUGGAAGAGAUCAAUGCUCUUCCCCUACCGACUCUCAUCAAGAGAUACCUGCACUACAAUUGAGUCACCUUGACUCGUACCUUGCCGUGCUCCUCUGCAUAUUUUGAGCAGAAAGUCCCAAGUUUAGGGGAUCAUCGCAUUUCAUGAAAGCUGCGGCAUCGUACCAGACCGUACCUUCGUAGCAUUACGUUUGUGCAGAAGUGCACAUCCAUAAAGAUCAGACUUUGGACAGAAACCUUGGACAGCUCCAUAAUAUUAUUGGUUCUUUCGGUAAAGGCACGUAGAAGGGAAACAAUAAAAUAAUAAAAAUAUAAAACAAUAAAAUUCUCACGACGCUUCGACUGCAACACAAGCAAUCAUCAUUGGGUGUGAAAACCACAGUAAUGUUCGACAAAGUUAACCAUUAUGCAUUAUCUUUACGCAUGAACUUUCCACGAUAUUGUCAGUGUUUUGGUGAAACAAGGCUAAGAAAAGUACCACAUUGUGAAGUGAAAUGCUGUAAAUGUUAUCUUGAAAAAUUAGUUAUUGUGCUGGCCACAAAACUCGACUUGCAUAGAGUGCUUGUAUUUAGUAUAUAGUGUAUUUUAUAUUUAUACCUGAAGCAGAAAGUUAUUUGUAUUAGAUUGGCGCCUUGGACACAGACGUUAAAUGUACUUAACGUGUAGUGGUCGCACAACGCUUUUUUGCUAAAACGUGGUUUUACCCAUUCGGGAGCACUUUUCACACGAUGUGGAACGCACACCGUUAGAACGUGGAACGUGCACCGACAUAACGUAGAACACACCCGUUAUUACGCAGAACGCAUCACGUUAUAAUGCGGAACACACCCGUUAAGACACGGAACGCUCGCCUUAACGCCGAACACGCCACAUCGUGAUGCGGUUUAAAACUAUUUUCUCGAGCUGCAUUGGUGAUCGGUACGAGAGAGUACGCGGAGUGAUAGGGUAAAGCGGUGGCGAACUCUCACUUCUUUGUUCCACCAUCUCACUGUGUGUGUGUACAUCGUAUCUCACCAAACGUUAUCGUUACAUUAUUUGUGAGAAAAAUAAUUCGCUUAACGUGGCACUUGUAAGGAAUGCAUCUACCGCAUUAAACGAGGGCUUACUCUAAGCCUUCACACUGGUCAAAUCCUUUCAUACAAUGUCUCAAAAUUGGCUUCAUCUCUCCGAUGCUCACAUCUGGUGACCCCAAUUAAACCUGACAUCUAUUGGCCAAUUUCUCUUCUUCCAGUGGCGAGUAAAAUACUGAAGAAGAUUGCAGAGAAGGGAUAUUUUGACUCCUCUGAUCUCCAGCAAGUAUCUGACAACCAGUUCGAGUUUCAUAAGUUUCACUUUACACAUUUCUGCAGGGAGUCAAUCAGUGCGGGUCAGGUAGCAGGUGCUGUCACUGUGGACCUCAUUCUAUUCUGCGAGGCACACUUCAAAAGUUUGUUUCAAUUCAGCUUUCAGUCGGUACAUUUGAUACAUUAGCACUUGUUUUGAAAAAAAAUCCGUGUGGUCACGUCUGACCAAUUUCUUCCUGGGUAUGGCUCAGUGAUUGGUUCUCUGGCAAUUAUUGCUGUAUUGCACAGCUGUUCGGGCACAAUGUGUGGUGAAGACAUCACCAUCUAUGCGAGUAUAUCCAUCAAGGCCGUAGCCAUGGAGUCAACAUUGGGGGGGGGGCAAAUGUUCCAGGGGGUCUGGGGGUCCCAACCCAGAAAAGAUAUAAAUUUAAA
Petromyzon marinus (sea lamprey) is the source of this 4411-nucleotide messenger RNA. Its product is annotated as SPRY domain-containing SOCS box protein 4-like. The record is from RefSeq and is a predicted model, not a curated record. NCBI's taxonomy places the organism in Eukaryota, Metazoa, Chordata, Hyperoartia, Petromyzontiformes, Petromyzontidae. Gene Ontology annotation, cellular component: SCF ubiquitin ligase complex. Gene Ontology annotation, molecular function: protein binding. Gene Ontology annotation, biological process: proteasome-mediated ubiquitin-dependent protein catabolic process; intracellular signal transduction.